Molecule: messenger RNA, 1567 nt
Organism: Sycon ciliatum
Lineage: Eukaryota; Metazoa; Porifera; Calcarea; Leucosolenida; Sycettidae
Product: cysteine-rich hydrophobic domain-containing protein 2-like
Exons: 6
Coding region: 126-617 (163 amino acids)
Source: RefSeq, a predicted model, not a curated record
UCUGCAAGUAACUGUACUCUGUAGUUCUUUUGCCAGUUUUGGAUGGAACUAACUUACUUGUUGUAUAGUAGUACUAGUAGUCUUCCUGGUUUCCUUCUAUCAUUUCAGCAAGGCAUGUUAGAAUCAUGGCGGAUGGUGAUCCUGAUAUGAUAGAAAGUGCUGAUGAAGAUGUUGAUGUUGUACUGCAAACGACACGUCCCGCUCCUGUGGUCAUCAAGGGCAUUGGAAACAUAACGAUGUUUGGUUUGACAAAUCGUUUCGACAAUGACUUUCCUCCCAGUCUGAUUGGAAAGGUGGCCAAGGAGGAAUUUAAUGCUACUAUCGACCUUGUGAACAACUUGAUAGGCAGAGCAGUUCCACGCAGUGCUCGGUGGCUCGUCGCAGGCUGUCUAUGUUGCUGCUGUACAGCGGGAUUUUCCCUGUCUCCUGUCGUUUAUCUCAACAAGAAGACCCAAUCUAGAAUACGUGGCGUCUUGGAAGCAGAAAACAACCGCGUUUACCAAAAAUUGGGAUUCUCCUGGUGGUUAGAAAAGCAGAAGUGUCCAGCCAGCAACCUGAAAGAAUAUGUGAUUUUGAUCGAGACACUAGAGCGGCUUGACAUACACAGACCAGACUAACAUUAGUUACUGGUAAUUAUCAUGCCGUGCGUACUUGACAUCAGGAUGGAGCAAAAUGUACGAAGGUAAUGGUCGGGUAUCAGCCGCCGCGAUCCCUGGCAGAAAGAGGUUGGCUUGCAAGUAAGCCGUGCACAGUUUUGUACAUACUGUAAGAAAUCUAAGUCUGUCUGUAACAUAGACACAUGCAUUGCCACUGUCCUAUAACAGCCACUUGGCUUAGGCUGUGCUCAAGUGCAUGGCCACACGCGUUGUCAAAUUUUGCCGUUUAGUCCGCAACCUGCUUUACACACCCAUCCGCACCUCAGGCCUAUCCCUUUCUUUCUCAAUUUUUAGCGCAUAUUGUUACGUAUAGUCCGGAUGACUGCCGUCUAGUGCAGGUUAAUGUUUCCCAUAUUGCUGACUGGUUUGAUACAGAGGGGAAGCUCCGCUUUGUUCCCUUGCUUUGAAUGAGUUUCGCUCGCUGUUCAUUACGUGCAAGUCCGCUGCUGUUGCCACACUGUGUUGUGGCCUGCAUUGUUCGUUGACCCACGUACUGCUUUGCGUUACGGUGUCCUGUUUACCUAAGAGUGGUGUUUGCUUAGCUUUAUGCCACAAACGCCACUUUCCACCUGUUGUUUUUUCACCCCUGGAGGGUACCCAGUCCCGUCUAUGUCCGUUUAUGCACUGUUAUCAUGAUUGUUGCUUUCUUCUUCUUCUCUUUUUUCUAUUUUUCCGUAUCGCAAUCUUUUUUCCGCUUGAAUAUUGCUGGACAAUGCUACGCUAACAACGAGUUUUUUUGGUCGUGCUUUUAACUUUUAACCCUCCCCCUGCUUCUAUUUUUUGAAUCCACUCAUUUUCUCAUUGUUUAGUUUGAUACUUUAUUCUUUUUCUGUCCGCUACUCUACAUCGUGACAUCUGCCAUAUGAGCUGAAUUUCCGCGAGAAUACAGUGACUCUUUGUCUGUCUGUUCA